CAGAGUCCAGCUUCACUGUUAGACACUACAGUAGGAUGUGUAUUGAUAAGAAUAGGACUCAUGCUGCAGACCAGUUGAGUCAUGGGUGUAACGGGUAACUUCAUGACACAUCAUUGGGCAGUUGCUGGGACACUGCUAACUGGCUCAGAUCCCGCCUGCCUAACUCCCCACACCCACCCCCUUAUGCCUGACCACCCGCCCCCUCAUAGACCUCUGCUAGUCAGCCCAGCACAGCCCCUGGCCACGUCUCAAACAGCGCUUUGUACACAGGGGACGGUGGAAGUUGCCGAGCAGCAGCUGGCCGACACGGAGGGGAGGAGAGGAGCGCACCGCGGGGUGUUGGGACAGAGAGAGCACUUCGCACCGGCUCCGAGGACAUGCAACACGACCGAAAAACACAGCUGAAGCUCUCUCACUCCUCCACAGUCCUGUCUUCUCUGCAGCUCAAAGGGUAAAAAUAAAAGAGAUUUCAUCAUCGAACUCCUGCAGCUGACAUCAAUCCAGAGCCACCAUGCCACGCUGCAGAGUGAACCUCAGCACCAUGAUCUUCCUGGUGAUUCUGCAGGGGGCAGCAGUGGUGCUCUUCUGUGGCUGGUACAUGGAGCUCAGUCCCUGCAGCCCUGCGCCCUCCAACGGCAAAGUUCACGUCCUGCUGCUGUCAUCGUGGCGAUCAGGCUCGUCCUUCCUGGGUCAGGUGUUCAGUCAGCACCCCUCUGUGUUCUACCUCAUGGAGCCCGCUUGGCACGUGUGGACCAAACUGCAUAAACCAGGGGCGCGUGUACUUCGGAUGGCCGUGAGGGAUUUGUUACGGAGCAUGUUCCAGUGUGACCUCUCUGUGAUGGAGGCCUACCUGCCAGAGCAUCACAACGUCUCUGCCUUGUUCAUGUGGUUUGAGAGCCGAGCUUUGUGCUCACCACCGGCCUGUCCUCUUACGCCACGAAACCAGUUCAGCAACCAGACUCUGUGCAAGAAGGCAUGUGAUGCUCGGGGUCUGCAGCGGGCGCAGGACGCCUGCGGCACUUACAGCCACAUUGUGUUGAAGGAGGUGCGAUUUUUUGAGCUGGAAUCCCUCUACCCUCUCUUGCAAGACCCGCACUUGGAUCUCCGCAUCAUCCACCUGGUCCGAGACCCCCGUGCUGUUUUGCGGUCUCGAGAGGCUGCCGUGAAAGCCCUUGCCAAAGAUAAUGCUAUUGUGUUAGAGCAAAAAAACACGCCAGCAGCUGAGCUGCAAUAUCAAGUCAUGCAGGAGAUCUGCCGCAGCCAUGUGCGCAUCAAUGAGAGGGCCAUCCUGAAGCCCCCCCCUUUUCUUGAGGGCCGCUACAAAAUGGUCCGCUAUGAGGAUGUUGCCCGCAACCCGCUGGAGGAGAUAAAUCGCAUAUAUGAGUUUGUAGGCCUGGGGAUGACCUCAGAGCUGGAGGAGUGGAUCUACCACGUGACCCACGGGAGGGGCAAAGGCACCAAAAGAGAGGCUUUCAAAAUUACAUCACGAAACGCUGCUGAUGUCUCUCAGGCUUGGCGUAGCACGCUGCCGCAUGACAAAGUCAAACGAAUCCAGGAAGUGUGUAAAGGCGCCAUGUCCCAGCUCGGGUACAGGACAGUUGACAGCGAAAAAGAACAGAAGAGCCUGGAAAUAGACCUUCUCGUGCCACGGGAACCGUACCAGUUCAGCUGGUUGCCAGCUAAAACAGAGCAUCCUGAAACCAGUUAGAACAUUAACAACAAAGAUGUGAACACUGAGGGACUACAGUGGACUAGAGUCUUCAUUCUUAAUAGGAUUGAUAGACUGUUCAGGUCUUCAGUGAAUGUUGAGAGAACACUUUAAUGUCCAAGUCGUAAAUGAAUACGAGGGAUGCUCAUGACAGAUUUUUGUCAGUCUGAAUCUGAGUUGGUAUUUCAGUGAGACACUGACUGUCCUGCCUUUAUUUAGUUCAUCACCACACAAAGCUCCGUAAUCAGUGAUCUCAUGUUUUUACCUGUAACACACCCUAUUACCUGACUUACAGCUGACUUCUUGACAUUCAAACAUUUCCUGUUGACCGGUUAUAAUUAACCUAAGUAUGACUUCUUACUGAAACAUUAACCCAGAUAAAAGAUAAGAGUCUGGGCUGAAGUCAGCAGGAGCUUGGUUUGCAGCCACUCAGAGGAGCAGAUGAAAAAAGCAGAUUUCUCUUUUGAAAUCUGUUGGUGUAUUUUUUUUCUGGUUGUAGGUAGCAGGUUUGUGGAUAAAAAAUAGAUAUUGAGCAUGAUGAAUCUUUGAGGAUAAACAUUCAAACAAUCAGAGCACAAACAUAAACCAGCCAAAGCCCACCCUGACAUCCUGUGUCUGCAGGAAAGGAGCGAGAGAGAGAAACACUGAUUGUUAACUCAGAACAGAUUAUUUUCCGUUUGUUUUUUUUUCUUUAACUUUUAUUUGGGGAUUUGUUUGUUUCAUUGAGGGGUUGAUUGGUUACAAAACAAAAUUGCCUCCAAAGCUCUUGAAACAAAUUUAGUGGAAGAAUGAACCCUUUGGGUAGUUUUGAGACUCAUCAAGUUAAGUUUACGGCCGGCCAUGCUGUCGCUCCUGCAUCACUCCGUGUACUUUGAUGCACAGAUCUCCUUUUCCUGUGUGUCAGUCUGAGUAAACCAGUGUUGUUAUUGUGUGGAGAGAACUAAUGUGACUUCACUUCAUUUAAUGCAUGUUUUUUUAAACUGGCACCAUGACAGUGUCCCCUGAAGGCCUGAUCUUUCCCUUCAGAGGAGCAACAGCCAGUAUGAGGUGGGGCCGUCACAGUGGCAGCAAGUUUGUGAAUGUUUGAAUCUACACCUGCGAUGGGUGUGUUUGUGUGGGGGCGACAGGAAGCACAUUGAAUGUAAGUAUUGAAAUGAAAGGACUCAGACUUGAAUUAAAAAAAAAGGAAAAAAAACUUCUAGUUCUGUGUAGAAAUAAAACAUAUUAAAGAUUAAAAGUCACUUGAAGUAACAUACUACAUAACUAAAAUAUGUAUGUCUUCUACCUGCUCUUGAGUUAUUUAUGGAGAUGAGAUUGAAAGUCAAGUCAAGUCAAAUUUAUUUAUAAAGCACAUUUAAAAACAGCAGAAGCUGACCAAAGUUCUGUACAAUAUAUAAAAAAGAUUAAAUCAAUAAACAAAAUAAAAUAAAAAACACAAUGUGAGACCAAACCAAAUAAUAAUUUGAAAGAGAGACAAAAAAACAACAAGGAAAGCACAGCAAUAGGAAUGGAAACCUAUUCAAGGCUAGAGGACUCAAAGGCUAAAAUAUAAAAGUUUGUUUUGACGUAAGUCUUAAAAGAGUUGACAGAGGGGGCGGUCCUGAUUUAGGAGGGGAGGCUGUUUCAAAAACGCGGGGCCUGUACACUAAAAGCACGGUCGCCCUUCAGUUUAAAUUUUGACCAGGGAACUGCCAGGAGACCCAUGUCAGAAGACCUCAGAGGUCUGGAGGUUUUGUCAGGGCUCAGGAGGUCAGUUAUAUAAGGUGGGGCCAGACCAUUCAGAGCUUUUUAAAUCAAAAAGCAAAACCUUAAAAUCAAUUCUGAAGCAAAUUGGAAGCCAGUGAAGGGAAGUCAAGACGGGGCUGAUGUGAUGCCUCUUCCUGGAACCAGUAAGAAGCCUGACUGCAGCGUUCUGGACUAACUGCAUACAGGACAAGGCCGUCUGACUGAUUCCAGAAUACAGGGCGUUACAAUAAUCGAGGGGGGACGAAAAGAAGGCAUGGAUUACUAUUUCAAGGUUGUUUCGAGAAAAAACUGGUUUUAAGUUUGAGAUGAUUCUAAGCUGGAAGAAACUAUUUUUCACCACUGAUUUUACCUGCCAAUCAAAAGUGAGAGCUGAAUCGAAAAUGGAUCCAAGGUUUUUAACAGAUGGUUUAAUGAAGGUUGACAGAUCACUGUUAAAACCUUGGAAACAACUGAGAUAUUUACAAAAAGUAUCACCAUUCUUUUUUUCCUCACUUGCCCCUCAGAGCUCAAUACACUAGGGGAAAUCAAUUUGGGGAAAUCUGGUUUAAGAUGUAAAAACUUUAGAAAUGUAACUUCUGCUUCUUGAUUCUCCGCCAGUGUUAAGUAGCCUCGUACAGCUUACAGCUCACGUUCAGGUUAGAAAGACGUCAAAUACGACUGCCAACAAUGUUCCAGUGGUUUGGAUCAGCCGGCUGUAAAUCUGCUGGAUAAUCAUCUCCUAUCAAUGUUUGUUUUUUUGUCUUUAUGUUGUUUGAUUUGUGGCUGAUUUGCUGUGACACCACAGAGCUGUUGUUUAGACAGAGUAAGUCUGAUGAGGAUUAAGGAACAGGGCUUUUUGUAAGUGGUACAACAAUAAAGCAUUCACAUCAUUAGAGACAAAUGUAUGUCUGCUUGUAGUCAGAAUGUAGAUUCUCUUGGUGCUGUCUUUAAAGAUACUGACCUGUUCUCUUUCUUUGUAAAUAUGUAGAUGUUUUGAUGUCACAGUAUUUUUGAAUGAACAUGAGUCGGAGCAGGACUUUUGCCUCUACACUCUGGCCGACCUGGGCUGUGUCCCAGUUGCACCGUGCUGUAUGAACCAAUAUUCAAAAUACAUGAAUUGUACCCCUCAAUGUUGUGAGCUGAUAGUUUCCUUCCACUGUUGAUUUGAUUUGUUGGUCUUUACAAAUGUAAAUGUUACAACACUUCAGAUUUUGAAACCUGAAGCUGGGACUGUAUGAGGUGCUAAUAUGCCAACUAUUACAGCUUUUGCCUCUAAAACAUCAGAUCAUGCAUACAAAUACAAAGCAGUAGGUUUCCCUGACUUUUCUGAUACUUUUGGAGCGCCCUCCACACUGUUCAUGUAUGUCUUAAUGUGUUCCAGCUGUGUUCCUACUCUGUUCUCUUCAUACGGUACAUGGUCUAUUAACAAAAGAUUUUACAAAGCUUAUUUUGCUGUGCAUUCUUCAAACUGAAGUUAAACUUAAUGUGUCAGAAUUAUUUUACUUUACUUUUGACUCUCAGACAAAAGAAAUGUAAUCUGGAUCUGGGUCACAGGGCUGGUGUAUCUCCACACACCGGUGCACAAGAUGCAUGUGGAUUAGUGCUGCAGGAAACUCAAAACAGGUCCUCUUGUGGAUGGAGCAGCUAGCAGAGGAGAACAGGACACACAGGGAACAUGAGUUAUGGGACUAAUGGUUUCUCUCGGGAUGAGAACUGAAAAUUCAAGGGACUCUUUUGAACAAAUAUAAAACAAGUUAUGUUACAUUAUCAUUCUACACAGAAAGCUUGCCUGUAGUUUGGCUUCAUCAGAAACAUAACGACAGCAUUUCUUCACAGAUUACUGACUCAGAGAGCAUUAAGGAGGAACAUAUACCAUAAGACUGUCAGUGAGAGUAAGUCCGGCUAAAGAAAAGCAUCUGUUUCUGCUCUGUGUGUCUGCUGGAUACAUAUGGAGCCUGUGGAACAGAGUGUUCACUGAGUACACUCUGUUCUCUCUGGGUGUGAUGCUUGUUCUUGUGUAUGCAUGUGUAUGUGUGUGUGUGGGUCUGUGUAGGUGUGUGUGUAGCUUCUUUUUUUGAGAGAGAGAGAGAGAGAGAGAGAGAGAGAGAAGAGCAGAAAUGUAUUAUUGAUUUAAUGGUGGACAGAGUGUUGCAUUGAAAGCUUGGAAAAAGUUGUCUGUGAUCAUGACAUGUCUGAACAUUGACCACACGUCCCUUUGCAAUGUGAAAGAUGUGAUGCCCAUUCUGUUUAUCCACACGUCUUUUGUUCCAUCAUGUUUUACUUUGAAUUAAGAGUUGAUGAUGUCGGUGUCUCACAGAGGGUUCAGCUCACUGGCCUGCCAGUCUGUAUUCAACUUAAGAUAAGAGCCUACAUGGUACUAAUGGACACAAUAAAUAUUUACAUGUAA
Messenger RNA from Notolabrus celidotus (New Zealand spotty), 5840 nucleotides. It is a transcript of the gene chst6, whose product is annotated as carbohydrate sulfotransferase 6. Gene Ontology annotation, biological process: sulfur compound metabolic process; carbohydrate metabolic process; N-acetylglucosamine metabolic process. The record is from RefSeq and is a predicted model, not a curated record. Gene Ontology annotation, cellular component: Golgi membrane. NCBI's taxonomy places the organism in Eukaryota, Metazoa, Chordata, Actinopteri, Labriformes, Labridae. Gene Ontology annotation, molecular function: N-acetylglucosamine 6-O-sulfotransferase activity. The transcript has 2 exons. The coding region runs from base 512 to 1708 and encodes 398 amino acids.